UUGGUCCGAAAAUUAAAUAACAAAAAGAAAAAAACAAACGAUCAAGGAGGCGGCGGGGGGAAGUCGAAGAAGAUGACGCGAAUGAGGAUAUCAAUGUCCAUGAUGUGUCUGGUCGCAUUCUUCAUUUUCAUAGGAAUCUUAUCGUUAGCUAAUAGCAUCGAGGAUAAAUGUCUCGCCUGCAAAGCCGUGGCGGAGGAGCUAGAACGUGGACUUUCUAAUGAAAGGCCUCGGAAUCAUUUAGAUAUGAGGCACCGCUUAGACUCCAAGGGCCAGCGUGUAGGAAAGGUAAUUGAUUACAGAGUCAGUGAGCUAAGGGUGGUUGAACUUCUCGAUGAGCUUUGCGACAAGAUGCAAGACUACACACUGAAGAAGAUAGAUUCAAAUAAAUAUGAAUGGUUCAAAGUGAAUAGCUGGGAUAACAUAACAAAUAGACAAGAAGCUCGGGCACAUUCCAAAGAUAUAUCUUCAUACUGCGGAAGAUUACUGGAACAAACAGAAGAUGAGUUGGCCGAAUUUAUAAAGGAAGGAUCUGUUGAAGUGGGAGAUGUGAGCAAGGUUCUUUGUGAAGAUUUGAGCAAGCACUGCAGUCAGACAAGUGCUUUACGUCGGGCAGAGUUCGUUGAUGGAGACGAUGGAGAGCUCUAAAACCCUGAAAAUCUGGGUAGCUGGAAACAUCUGCUGUUCUACAAUUGGAUUUUGCAGAAACAAACUAAAGUUGAUGUCCGUUAGCUAAAAUUGGAUUGACCACUUUUUCCUCCCUGUCGUAAUCACUUUUCAUUUUAUUCACACAUCCAACUCUGACGUGUAAUGAUCUAUACCUUCAUUUUUGAACGUGUGGACAUAUGGUAUCUAUCUUUUUGGGAUCACCUGCAUACUUGGAAAA
Molecule: messenger RNA, 883 nt
Organism: Neltuma alba
Lineage: Eukaryota; Viridiplantae; Streptophyta; Magnoliopsida; Fabales; Fabaceae
Product: protein seele
Exons: 10
Coding region: 73-645 (190 amino acids)
Source: RefSeq, a predicted model, not a curated record